Molecule: messenger RNA, 1278 nt
Organism: Sardina pilchardus (European sardine)
Lineage: Eukaryota; Metazoa; Chordata; Actinopteri; Clupeiformes; Clupeidae
Product: ceramide synthase 6-like
Exons: 11
Coding region: 38-1213 (391 amino acids)
Biological process (GO): ceramide biosynthetic process
Cellular component (GO): membrane
Molecular function (GO): DNA binding; sphingosine N-acyltransferase activity
Source: RefSeq, a predicted model, not a curated record
CUGAAAUAGGCUACAAGCCAGUCCUCUUGGCAACACAAUGACCGGCUUCCUUGCGUGGUUCUGGAAUGAGAGAUUCUGGCUGCCUCACAAUGUAACUUGGGCAGAUCUGAAGAACACAGACGAGGCUGUAUACCCCCAGUCGGAGGAUUUGUAUCUUGCUGGCCCUCUUGCUUUCUGCAUCAUCAUGGUCCGGCUUCUGUUCGAGAGGCUGAUCGUUAGGCCGUUGGUGUCUGGCUUGAGGAUUGAGGUGAAGGAGGCGCAGAAAGCUCUGCCCAAUGCCAUUCUGGACAAGGUUUACACCGCCAUCACCAAGCACCCGGAUGAGAAGCGGCUAGAGGGCCUGUCCAAGCAGCUGGACUGGGACGUUCGGACCAUCCAGCGCUGGUUCUACCGGCGCCGAGACCAGGAGAGGCCCACCACGCUGGCCCGCUUCUGCGAGAGCAUGUGGAAGUUUGCGUUCUACAUGUACAUCUUCACCUACGGAGUGCGCUACCUAAAGAAGACGCCGUGGCUGCACAACACCAGAGAGUGCUGGCAGAACUACCCUAAUCAGCCGCUGACAGUGGAGGUGCACUACUACUACCUGCUGGAGCUGUCCUUCUGUCUGUCACUACUCGUGCCACAGCUCGCGGAUGUGAAGAGAAAGGACUUCCUGAUGACCCUGCUGCACCACGUGCUGUCCGUGGCUCUGAUGGUGCUCUCCUACGUCAGCAACAUGGUGCGUGCAGGGACCCUCGUCAUGUGCCUCCACGACUCGGCUGAAGUGCUCCUGGAGGCAGCUAAAAUGGCCAAAUAUGCGCGCUUCAAGCGCUUCUGCAACCUCCUCUUCCUCAUGUUCACCCUCAUCUUCAUCACAUCUCGGCUGGCUCUCUACCCCGCCUGGGUGCUGAAGACCACAGUGUUUGAGAGCUGGUCCCUGCUGGGCAUCUUCCCCUCCUGGUGGCUGCUCAACGGCAUGCUGCUGCUCCUGCUGGCACUGCACUGUCUCUGGGCCUACCUCAUCCUCAGGGUCACCUGCAGAGCACUGGCUGGACCACAGGGGAGAAAACUGAAUCCUUUGUGUGUGUCCUUAGAUAAUCACCACGAGGUGGACUUCAGCUCUGACGAGGAGGACGUCCCGCCACACCCGAAGAAGCCACCUCACACGUCCCACAGGUCACAGAGAAAUGCCAACGGCAGCAACGGGGCGCACAGGACAAACGGCUACCUGUGACACACACAAACACACACUCACACACACACACACAUAUGCUACAGCGCAGCUUUGGGUACACAUGA